ACCUUCUGUCAGAUACUUGCACUCAAUUAACAUGGAAUACACACAUCUUCUGAAUAUGGAGCGAUCACGCAGACCGGUGGUCAACAAAGAGGCGGCUGAGCGGGCUCUGGCGUAUCUCAAGUUGCUAGACUGCGACACACUGCUCUCCAUCUUGCCGACGGUGAACAAACUGGUGAUCGAUACGACAACUCUAGCUCUGACACGGUAUGUGCAAUUGUUCAAGGCUAUCGAAUGA
This is a messenger RNA of Sphaeroforma arctica JP610, 235 nucleotides long. RefSeq lists its product as hypothetical. The record is from RefSeq and is a predicted model, not a curated record. NCBI's taxonomy places the organism in Eukaryota, Ichthyosporea, Ichthyophonida. Bases 32 to 235 code for a protein of 67 amino acids. The transcript has a single exon.